Lucilia cuprina (Australian sheep blowfly) is the source of this 3874-nucleotide messenger RNA. RefSeq lists its product as uncharacterized. The coding region runs from base 126 to 2951 and encodes 941 amino acids. The transcript has 3 exons. The record is from RefSeq and is a predicted model, not a curated record. Lineage: Eukaryota; Metazoa; Arthropoda; Insecta; Diptera; Calliphoridae.
AUUAUGUGUGUUUUUAUAAAGAUUACAACAUUUUAUUGUAAAAUAGAAAAUAAACAAUAAUAAAAGUAAACAAAUAAACUUAAAACAAAACUCCAGUACAAAUAUUAAAAGAAACGCAAAAUAAAAUGGCUACAAUAAAUGUAACAGCCGGAGCAACUGCAGCACCGGAAGAAACCCUGUCCAAAGAUGAAGUAGAUUUUGUUAAAGUCUCUCACAAUAAUAACAACAAUCAUAAUCUUAAUAACAAUAUAAAUAAUUUAACACACAACAUCAUCAACAACAACAAAGUGCCAAAAACAACAACCAACAAUCAACAACAACAAAACAAUAACAGUCAAAAACCAAAGGAACGUUUAACAAUAUUUGGUUUUAGCAAAAAAUCCAAAUCAUUAGAUGAACAAAAAUUAGCAAAAAAAGACAAUCAUAAAAACCAAGAAAAGUCAGAUAGUGCUACCACAGAUUCAGGAUUUCCCUGUCAACCCACACCUGUACCCAUAGGCACACCACCCAGACACAAUAAAUUUGUUAAAAGCUCUUCCAUAUCACGUCUUCUGGGCAAUACCUAUAAUGCCAAAAAAUUCGAUAAAGAAGAGAAGAAAGUGUCAACCGGAAAAUUCAAUACCUAUGGCGGUAGACGUCGUUCUAGCGGUCCCUAUUUGGAACGUUUCAAACGUUAUGCCAAAGAUGAUGCUGAUGUAGCAUCACCUCCAGUUGUGCUAAUCGAAAAAACAAUGACCAAUUCGGAUACAUUGGAUAGUGAAAUGUUGGCUUUGGAACAUUUUCAUGAAUCACGUCACGAUGAUUUGGGUUCUAAGGCUAUGCGCACCAUAUCCAGAGGUUUGGGUAAACUGUGGUGGAAACGUACGCAUAGUGUGGAUAUUAGUUCACCGGAUCCAGAAUUUAAGGUGUCAUAUUUGGGCAAUGUUUUGACGGGAUGGGCAAAAGGCGAAGGUUGUGUGGAAAAGCAGUUAAAUACGCUGUGGCGCAAUUAUACGCAAAAUAAUAAACCCGACGUAAUAAUGCGCCUAAAAGUAUGUGCCUCUGGUUUGAAAGCAACAACCAGACAACACGGACUAACAGAAUAUUGGGCCAAUCGUAUCACACAUUGCUGUGCACCAAAGAACUAUCCACGUGUCUUCUGUUGGAUUUAUCGUCAUGAGGGCCGUAAGCUAAAGCACGAACUGAGAUGUCAUGCUGUUUUGUGUAGUAAAGAGAAACAAGUACAAGAAAUCUGUGAUACUUUAAAGGCCAAUCUUGAGUGUGCUCUGCGUGAAUUUAAACGUGAGAAAAUUCUCAAACAGAAUGCUCGCUUAAGUCUUGCUAAUGCUGUCUAUGACAACCCCAGUUUGCCAAGACGUAAGAUUUUGCUAAGUGUGGGCAGUAAUAACUAUCGUCCGCCUUUGGAAAGAUCGAAAUCGGCACCCAAAUUAAUGGCCAUUGAAGAGGCCAUUGGCGAAGAGGGAGAGGAAGUGGAAGAGACCAAUGAACCUGAAAUGAAACCAUGCUGUCAAAAGGAUUCUUUAUAUCCAGCCAUGACUUUAGGCAGAAGACGUUGCCGUCGUGGUCAUUCCAUACGCAGAACUGGUAAACUUAGACCAGUAAGCUGUGGUUCCUCGGACAGUCCCUGCUGUGGUGGUAAACAACAACAACAACAACAGCCGCUAGCAUUAAAUGAAACCAAAGAUUUAAAGGAAAUAGACAAGGGAAAGAAACCGGGUGAUACCAAUUAUGGCUCCGAUGAUUCGGAUGAUUUUGAGAAAAUAUUAAAACACAAUGACUACGAUACCAAUGCUUCUUUGACCAAUGAAUUGUUGCCCUAUUUCGAGAGACAAUUGAAUAAGAACAUCAGCAAUAGUUGUGGCAGUUUAAGUGAUUUAAAAGAUGAGCAAACAGUUGGUGGUGCUCAUCACGAAGACGAAGGAGAACCUUUAAGUUUAUUGCCCUGUAUAAAUAAUGAUCCCAAUGCUAAUCCUUUAAAUGAUUUCAAUCCCCAUCAUUUGAAUGAACACACCGAAGAGGAGGAAGCCGAACAAUUGGUAACCAUGAGACGUGCGGGAGUAUGUAGUGAUGGUGAGGAAGAUUUUUUGGGUGAGGAGGAAGAUGAUAUGUAUUUCCGUCAGGCGGCCAUAUUAACCAUGUUACAUCGUCAUUCUAUGCGUAAAAUGGCCAAUCUAUCGUUGAGCAGUGAUGAGGGCAGCAGUAGUUUGGAAACCAAUUCCAGUAGUGUUAUGGAAACUAGAUAUAAACAUCAACAGCAGUCUUCUAUAUCAUCCGAAGUCUCCUCGGCUUCAUCUACCCCCCAACAGAGUGCUAGCAAACGUAUAAGUAAUGACAGUGCUGAUGAGGGUUCCAUAUCGAGUGGUUGUGAAACCGCCAGUACGGUAACCAAUAAUCAAGAUGAUUUAUCUUUGAAAUAUAGACAAGCUCUUAAACAAUUUACAAAUGGUGAAAUUGUACAUGACCUCGAAGGGCCCUCCUCUUUGGAUUCCAACUCCCUAACAACUGAGGAAAUCUUUGAACGUUUACAGAAACGUAAUAGUAGUGAUGCCGCAACCACUUUUAGCAGUUCCAGUUCAAUAACUCUCAAAAUGAGCUCAUCCCCCAGAGACUCUUUAAGUGGCCUUAAUCUAAACGAAUCGAGUCCAACAUUAUCGUGCACAAAUAGCAGUAUAUCAUCAGUACAACGUCCCAGACGUUCUAGACGUCAACGUGAUGUUAAACAAGAUUCAGAUUCUGAGUGCAGUGAUGAAUCGGGUUAUGUCGAGUAUCAGGAGAGAGAAAUGUGUAAGAGUAAUAAUAACAGUAGUAGUAGUAGUAGUAAGUUAGAACAACCAAAGCCUCAAUUACCUAUAAAGCCUCAGAUACCACCAAAACCUAUGCCACGAAGAUUUAUCAAUAUACACAAUAAUGCUACAGCAACAGCAACAAUACCUACAACAACAACUGUUUAGGAAUUUGUUAAUUACAUUGUUUACUUUCUCGUUAGUUUAGCAAGGUUUACUAUAAAGUAAAAGUUUUUAAUGAGAAUAAGAGAGAGAUAGAGAGAACGAAUGAAAGAUUUCUUUUUAUAGCCUGAAGUUGGCUGCAGUUAAUUUGAAAAGGAUUUUCUUUAUAUCAUCUAAAGUUGGCAACAGUUAACGGCAAAGUUAAUCAGCAACUGAUCAAAUAUUCUCUCUUUUCUAAAGAUUUAACAAAUUUGAAAUAAUUGAAACAAUUUUGAUACAUUUUCUUUUAAAAACCAUGUUAAACGUUUCUUUACAAAAGAUAUUUCUAUAAAAAAACAUUGAACAUUUUCAUUUAAAAAAAAAAAACUCUUACAAUUUUUUACAUUUUCCAACAAAAGUUUUUAAACUUUUUUCUAAUCGAAGUAUAAAAAAAAACCUUUACAACAGUGAUAUUGAAUUUGCUUUUGCAAAAACAAAAUUAACAAACCAACAAAAACAACUUAAAUUUAAAUUUCCUCAUCAUCACCUUGUGCUUUAUAUAUAUUCAUUAAACCACUUUAAACAUUUAGUGCCUUAAAAAAAAGUUCUCUUUAGAAACUUUCUUCUAUAAAAGAUUUUGUUAAAAAUUAUUAUAAACAUUUAUAUUAAUUAUAAAAAAAAACUAAAUAAUUAUUUUAUAUUUAUACACAAUUUUUUUUUUACAUUUAACACCAUUAAUUAUUAAGUGAUUUAUACAAUUUGUUGGUUUUUGUUUGUUUUUUUAUUAUUUUUUAGUAUAAAAAAAUAGUUAUAAAACAAAUUUAUAUAAUUAAAAAAAACUUUCUUGCAUCCCUCUUCUCUUAAAUCAUUGUUUCAUAUUAUUUUAAUUAGUAUACAAAAAAACAAUUUGUUUUUCGUCAAAUAUUUAUAUUUUCUUUUUUAUUUUUUGU